Paramecium sonneborni is the source of this 486-nucleotide messenger RNA. The record is from the annotation of a GenBank genome assembly. Lineage: Eukaryota; Ciliophora; Oligohymenophorea; Peniculida; Parameciidae.
AUGCUUUUCAAUUUAUAAAUAUUUUUAAGUUACUAAUAUACAGGAGGUUGGAUAAAAUAUCCCUAUGGUUUUGGAUAUAGAUCCAUAAAAUUAAUUAGCAUACAUUAAUAUCCUUGCAUUAAUAGUUAAGCUAAAAUAACUAUUUAAAUAGAAUGGACAUAAAAGGAACCCACUUGGUAAAUAUUUUUUGGAAUCAGAGAUUUUCAGCUAUUUUUAAAAUCUUCACUUUUUGAGUUUACUUGCAAAGAUGAUAAUUUGAUUCCAUUUGAUGGAUGCUUUUAAUAAUAUUAUGAUUGUGUAGAUGGUUGUAGUAGUUGUAUUAGAGGAUUAGGCUUAGAUUGUAAAUAAGGUUGGGAUUUUGUUGAAAAUGAUUAAAAUUGUGUACCAAUUUGCGGAGAUUUAUAAAUUACUUAAUUUGAAGAAUGUGAUGAUGGGAAUAACAUUCCGUAUGAUGGUGUCAUUUAUGUAAAUAUUCUUGUCCUUUGA